Molecule: messenger RNA, 2982 nt
Organism: Pochonia chlamydosporia 170
Lineage: Eukaryota; Fungi; Ascomycota; Sordariomycetes; Hypocreales; Clavicipitaceae
Product: arrestin domain-containing protein
Exons: 1
Coding region: 1-2982 (993 amino acids)
Biological process (GO): ubiquitin-dependent endocytosis
Cellular component (GO): cytosol; cytoplasm
Molecular function (GO): ubiquitin protein ligase binding; protein-macromolecule adaptor activity
Source: RefSeq, a predicted model, not a curated record
AUGACAGCCUCACGCCAGAGUCGUCGACAACGUUCAGGUCCCUGGCUUGCCACCAAUAAUAGUGGUGUCUUCUAUCGCCCCGAGGCUCACAUCGACCGACGACCGCCGUCAGCAGAGCGCUUCCCUACACCGCUUAUCGGCCCAAGAAGAACAAGACCACACGCAAUACACAUUGUUACUUAUCCGCCUGGCUACGUACCCCGAGAAUUACGGCCCGACGCAAAAGCUAAUAGGGGCCGGCCGCGAAAAGGGCGACGCGAAAGAUCAUCUAGAUCGAAUCUCGACUCGGACCCCCCGUCGUCGAUUUUCGGCAGCACUAACACCGGCAUUGGCGAAAGCAGCAGCAGCAGUAGCAACAACAGCAGCCGCCGCAACAGCAACGUAUUCUUUCAUCACAAGAGGAGCAGCUCGUCAAUAUCAUCAUCCCAAAUUCUCCGGCCCGUGCUGGGCAAGCUCAUUGCAUCUUUUUCAGGAUUCUCCCAAUCCAAAGCCGAGAACUCGCAACCACCACCACAACCAACCCCGGCAUCUGCACAGACCCAAUUGCAGGUACCGACAAGCUGCUUCGCUGUCCCCGCGACCACAGCAUCGACAGGGGUGGUGGCGCCCCCGGCCUAUGACGACGACCGUGAAGAUUCGGCAACCCAGAUCCCACCACAGCCCCACCAGGCUCGACCAAGCCUCUCGCCUCUUCAGUCAUCUCACCCACACCCUUCAGACACAAUGGCUGUUACUGGGAGUGUCACCAUUCCUCCAACUGCAUACAACAUCGCAAGUCACCGGAACAGCCUCAUGUCUGUCCGCACAGCAAAGUCGGCCGUGAGCUCACUUGUGACUGAGGUCCCAAAACCCGUUGCAAGUGGCAGCGGCGUCUCGUGCUCCAUCCUUCUGGCUGAACGCAACAUCUUUCUUACAGGUUUUGAUCACGACGGCCAUUCGUCCCGCGAGGCUCAAAGCGGCACCUCGCUGCUGCGCGGCAAGUUGCAGUUAAACGUAACAAAGAACGUCAAAAUUAAGGCAAUCCAGCUAAAGCUUCUGGGACGUGCCCGCACAGAAUGGCCCGAGGGUAUUCCUCCAUUAAAGCAAGAAGUCUGCGAGGAAGAAAGCUUAAGGACGCAGGUUUUAACGUUUUUCAAUGCUAUGCACGAUGGCUGGGAAGGCGAAUACGGCAACCAGUGCAGUUACAAGCUGAAGACAAGUUCAGCAAAUUCAAGUAGCACAAAUCUUGCUGUACCUCAACGGCCCGGCAGCCUGCUGCCGUCAUCAUCCUCAAGGAGUGGCUUGACCGCCAAGGAGCUCAAACGGCUCUCACUACAGAACACGCAAUCACGUAGUUUUGGAAAGAACGAAAAUGGUGUCGCGACGAGUACCCAAGCCAAAGGAUUCAAGGUGUUUUACCCAGGCACUUACGACUACACAUUCGAGCUGCCCAUUGAUCAUCACCAGUUGGAAACAAUCAAAUUGCAAUAUGGCUCAGUAAAGUGGGAGCUGCAUGCGAGUGUGGACCGUGCUGGUGCAUUCAAACCUAACCUGCAUGGCACCAAAGAGGUAUCCAUUGUACGACUACCAGAUCAAAUGUCUCUUGAGACGACGGAACCCAUUUCCAUAUCUCGGCAAUGGGAAGAUCAGCUUCACUAUGACAUUAUUAUCUCGGGGAAGAGCUUUCCCAUUGGUUCCAAAAUACCAAUUGCUUUCAAGCUCACCCCCCUUGCCAAGGUCCAAGUUCAUAAAUUAAAGGUCUACGUGACCGAGUCCAUUGAAUACUGGACAAACGACAAGCGAGUCACGAGAAAGGAUCCGGGCCGCAAAAUUCUCCUCCUGGAGAAGGCAGCAGGGAAACCACUUGACAGCAAUUUUGUCACGUCAGAUGUCACGACCGUUCGUGGUGGGGAACUUGAGCCAGAGCAUCGUCGCCAGGCAAGAGAAAUAGCCAAUAUGCGACGAACACGAGAAGCAGCGAGACAUGGACGUGCCCCAGAACCUUUGCCAGAACCAACCAACAACUUGCUCGGUGACAUUGAUCUCGGACUGGAGCACAUGUGGGGUUCAACUGAGAUUGAAGCCAAUGUACAGCUCCCUACAUGCCAAAUGAUGGCCAAAAACAAGGAUCUGCGACUCAAUCCAGACUGUAGCUGGAAAAACGUAAACGUCUAUCACUGGAUAAAGAUUGUUCUCAGAAUCAGCCGCAUAGAUCCUGAUGAUCCAACGGGGAAAAAGCGAAGACAUUUCGAAAUCAGCAUCGACUCACCCUUUACAGUGCUCAACUGUCGGGCGACGCAAGCCAACACGAAUCUGCCCGCAUAUGCCGGUCUUAACAGCAAUCCGACACCAUACCACUCAGCGUGUGGCUGUCCCGACUCCGCGUCUCUACCGUGCAAUGGGUCACCUAACUCGUCUACCGGCACACUGCCUGGGACAGAGUUGAGUAAUGAGGCUCUUCCGCUACCACCACAAGCAGCUCACCUCGCACACUCGAAUAUGAACCACACGAACCACACGACGAUCCCUGGGAGUCCCAUGAGAUCGGUGGAUGAUUUGGGAAUUCAAGGCGAGCCACGACCCAUUCACCUUCUGCGCGUACCCAGCUUCAACCCGCCUGCGUUUGACGAUGACACAACACCCCCGCCUCUUCUUGUUGCGGAAAACCCAGAGGCAGCAAAUGCCCCUCUGAUGACACCACCCCCGCAAUAUGACGUUGUAGUAGGAACACCAAGCGUGGAUGGGCUAGCAGACUACUUUACUCGUUUGGCAAGCGCUGGCUAUGGGAAUGAGGACGAUAACGAUUCAGGGUCGGAUGACUCGGAUGACCAACCCACCAGGAUACUCGAUAGGAGUGGACGAGUCAAUGUUGCACAUCCCAGGACGCCAGGCGGGCGAAUGCCAAGCCGAAGCUUCGAGUUUUCUCGUCCUCCAGUCAACUUGAAUCUCGGAAAUUUGCCAACUCGCACUGGUAGAUCGACCGUACCUGACACUGUCAGCUAA